GGCUAACCGAAACUUGUCUUUCAGGGCCCACUUUCAAUCUCCCUUUCAUCGCAAUUUCAUCAACCCGUUCAACAUCUUUCAAGAACAUCAUUCAGCAUUGUUCAACUCGCCUCCAAAAUACAUAGUACAUAUCAACAAACUGAUUUUAUAAGCUAAUAUUAUUGAUCCGACGCAUAUCAUAACCGUUCUUCCGUCGUUCAAGAGGAGAGCGUUCAUUACACCAUAUAUGAUAGCUCUACACGUCUAGUUGCAUAGCAUAAGUGGAUAAGCCCCUCAUCUGUAAAGACCCUGGCAGGGAGCUUAAUGCGCAAACAGACAAUGUCGGCGACAUGAAGCUGGACUUUUUGAAGCUGGAUACUUGGAAACUGGGUACUUUUGCUUAUGGUUCGACUUUCAUUAUCCUCUACAUUAUCAUAGCAGGUCUGCUCUUCGUUACCCCCCUCGAUGCCGUGCUCCAAGCCAAAAAGAACCACCAAGUAUACAAUAUCUUUGUCAUCGUGUCAUGCUAUGGAGUUACUCUAUUUUUUGGGGCUACCCUCUUCCUAACCAGACUUUGGACAAAUAGCCAAAUUAUAAAAGCGAUUCCGAAAACAUGGAUACCUGUCGAAAAGGGCGACGUCAACAGGACCGUUCGGAAGAUGAUUGUGGCGAGUCUGGCACGAAGUGCGGUAAUAGCAUGGGAUUCACGACCGCGAAUUGAACAUCAUGCGACUAUAAUGUCAAGGCAAGACAUAUCAGACGAAUCGAAAAUGGCUGCGGAGAAUAGCCGCUCUGGAAGAGAAGAGGACGAGAAAACGUCGCAUGAUGCUACAAUCGUUAUACCACCAAAAGAGCCCGUUUGGGGUCAAAUUUCCCACAAUGGAUGGUCUUCUCCAACGUCUCCGGAUUUACCAAGUCUACAGUACAUCACUGUAAUUCUCGAACUACCUCACUUGAUCGAAGCGAAAGCCGUAUCUUUAGCACCCCCUGACCCACAGUCAACGUCUCAACCUCCUAUGCCCGAUCCCCGAGCAGUCGAUAUUCUUCAACGACCGGCGGCUAUGGGUCUGCGCGACUAUAUCAGCCAUCUCUCUGGACUUGAAGUCAUCAGUGAUCCUUCCAUCGCUGCAUCUUUCCUUUCAGCCUACGAAUACGCUCGAUUUUCUUCCAACGUCAUCAGCGAAGUCGAAUUUCGCGACCUAAUGAAACAAUUUGCGGAGCUCCUUCGCAGCAUGGAACCACUCAGUCCCGCGAUAAUGAUGAGCCUCGCUAUUGACGACCAAGAGAGCGAUAUUGAUGGUGACGCGCCAUCUCGUUAUAGUCUUAUUACUUCACAAAGCCAUUCCGUCGUAUCUUCCUUGAGGAGUGUCAGUAUCCAUAGUGGCAGGGAAGGAACCAUUCAAACCGCACCUUCUAGGAGACCCGGCACGGAUCAUACAAACCUGAAUCGGUCUCGUGUCGGCACAGCUCCCGUUACCCCACGAGGCCAGAGGCCGGAAUUGUCCGGGCUAAGAAGCCAAAGCAGGGGCUUGUAUAAUAGCAGCAGCUCAGACCUUAGUAUGAGAUCCGCAAGCCAAACGAGCGUGAUUAAAUUGAGCAGAGUUCAGACAGGAGAUUCAUUACCUUAUGAGAUUCAUAUACCCAGGGGGCGUUAAUAUCUCAGCCUCCUUUUUCUUAUCUUUUAUUUUGCAUCAUUUAUUAGCGUUGGAGUUGGGGCUAGAACAAAAUGGCCUACAAUAGGCAUGGGAAACGUCUAUAUAUCUUCCUAUAAUCUUCAAUGAUAAUGUACAUUGGCUUAUCCACCAUUUACGAGCUCUCCCAUUUGUCGGUUAAACACCCUAUUCCACAACUUGAUCCUCACCGUAGAAAGCCUCUCAUUUUUCCAUCACAUAAGCCAGCACUUAGGACAUGGCACGGAUGUCGUGGUCACUCCCAUUAUCCUAGUUCAACUUGCCACCAAGAAGCUCUUGGAUGAAAAGCGAUGGAUGCGAAAUGUCGCUUACCGAAAACGCAAAUGUUUGUCCG
Molecule: messenger RNA, 2004 nt
Organism: Sclerotinia trifoliorum
Lineage: Eukaryota; Fungi; Ascomycota; Leotiomycetes; Helotiales; Sclerotiniaceae
Source: the annotation of a GenBank genome assembly